Tachyglossus aculeatus (Australian echidna) is the source of this 1893-nucleotide messenger RNA. RefSeq names its product kringle containing transmembrane protein 1 (gene KREMEN1). Lineage: Eukaryota; Metazoa; Chordata; Mammalia; Monotremata; Tachyglossidae. The transcript is spliced from 9 exons. Gene Ontology annotation, cellular component: plasma membrane. Gene Ontology annotation, biological process: multicellular organism development; Wnt signaling pathway. The coding region runs from base 36 to 1391 and encodes 451 amino acids. The record is from RefSeq and is a predicted model, not a curated record.
CGGGCCUCGCCCCGGGGCCCCGCACUGAGCGGCCCAUGGCGCCUCCCGACGCCCACCUCCUCCUGCUGUCCGCCGCGCUGGCGCUGGCGCUGGCCACCCGCCCCAAACCCGAGUGUUUCACUGCAAAUGGUGCUGAUUAUAGGGGUACUCAGAACUGGACAGCCCUACAUGGAGGAAAGCCUUGUCUGUUUUGGAAUGAGACCUUUCAGCACCCCUACAACACUCUGAAAUACCCCAAUGGAGAGGGGGGUCUCGGAGAACAUAACUACUGCAGGAAUCCAGAUGGAGAUGUGAGCCCCUGGUGCUAUAUUGCCGAACACGAGGAUGGCGUCUACUGGAAAUACUGCGAGAUCCCAGCUUGUCAAAUGCCUGGAAAUCUUGGAUGCUACAGGGAUCAUGGCAACCCUCCACCUCUGACGGGCACCAGUAAGACAUUCAACAAACUCACGAUUCAAACCUGCAUAAGUUUCUGUCGGAGUCAGCGAUUCAAGUUUGCCGGAAUGGAGUCAGGCUACGCCUGCUUCUGUGGGAAUAAUCCUGACUACUGGAAGUACGGGGAGACGGUCAGCACGGAGUGUAACAGUGUCUGCUUUGGGGACCAUACCCAGCCCUGUGGUGGUGAUGGCAGGAUCAUCCUCUUCGACACACUUGUUGGCGCCUGCGGGGGAAACUACACUUCCAUGACAUCGGUGAUCUAUUCUCCAGAUUUUCCUGACACCUACUCCACAGGGAGGGUCUGCUACUGGACCAUUCGGGUCCUGGAAGCAUCCCAGAUUCACUUUAACUUCACCCUGUUCGACAUCAGGGACUCGACAGAUAUGGUGGAGCUACUCGACGGCUAUACCCAUCGCGUCCUGGUGCGGUUCAGCGGCCGAAACCGUCCCCCACCCUUUUUCAAUGUCUCCCUGGAUUUUGUCAUUCUGUAUUUCUUCUCUGACCGCAUCAAUCAGGCCCAGGGAUUUGCUGUCUCGUACCAAGCUAUCAAGGGACAGUUACCUCAGGACAGACCCCUGGUUAAUCAGACCUUCGCCGAGGUGAACACCGAGCAAGCCAACCUCAGUGUCAGUGCCGCCCGAUCUUCCAAGAUCCUUUACGUCAUCACCACCAGCCCGAGUCACCCCUCUAGCACCGUUCCAGGAUGGACAGUUUAUGGAUUUGCAGCUCUUCUCAUUCUGACUGUUACAGCCAUUUUAGCAAAGAUACUUCUACAUGUCACGAUGAAGUCCCACCGGGUUCCUGCUGCAGGGGAAUUGAGAGAUUGUCACCAGGCAGCCCCCUCGGGAGAAAUCUGGACUAUCUUUUACAAACCCACCAUGUCCAUCUCCAUCUUUAAGGAGAAGUUGAAGAGCCAGAGCCAGCAAGAUGAUCGCAAUCCUCUCGUGGGUUACUAGGAACCAAGUAGGUCGGUCAGCCCAGAACGCAACGUUCCCUCAUCAUUCAGGCUGCGCAAGAGAUAGUCUCCUCUCCCUCACAGUUUCCUCCUCGACCAGCUCCUUUCCAGCUUUCCUUUAUCCUCAGUAGGGCUCCUCGCCUGUGGAUACCACACACACUGGGAAGGAUGGUAGUGCUGGUGAUUUGGAAAUUUCUCUGGACUCUGAUGGCUCUUAAACACUCUCUUUGGAUAAGCUGUCUUUAAGGUGCAUUCAGAGGUUCAAAGGUCCACCACCAAUCAGUUAUCUAGCAUAGGAAUAGGGGAUAUGGGAACUUAGGAAGAAUCAUGGGUGCUAGAGAUGGUUUCCUCUGAUAUUUUUUUUUUUUUAGCACGGACGCAUUAUUGAUGACCGUUGGACAAGGUAAGGUGUGUGUACUUAUCGGGAAAGUCAUUCUAAAGGAAUAGCAUUCCUAGGGUAUUAAACAGAAUUUGGUUUAAGCCUCCAGGAUAUGAAUAUAUAU